UCCUCUUUAAAAGUUUUUCCACUCUCCCGUCACCUCUGAAACUCACCCGCCAUCCAUUAACAUGUUUACCCAUUGCGUAUUCUAGCAUUUAGCCCCCGAAAUUCAAAUAUCUUCCCUUUGUUGAUCACCUUUGAUUAAACAAUUUCAUCAUUAGUACCGAAAUCAGGAUCGCAUACGUGGGAUUAACUCGGGCCUAGGGUUAGGGUUUUUUAGAGUAAUCCGAAUGGGUGGAAACAAGGUGUCGGAGGAGCUCAUUUCCACCGUCCGAUCGAUAGUCGGAUCAGAUUAUUCCGAGAUGGAUGUAAUUAGAGCGUUACACUUGGCCAAACACGACGCCACCGCCGCCAUCAACAUAAUUUUCGACUCGCCUCAAAAUUUCAAGCACAGAGAGAAACAACUUGAACCGGAGUCCCAAAUUUCGAGCUCCGAUAUAGCGACGGUUAGUGUGAAGCCGAAGAUAAAGGGCGAAGAGAACAAGGAUUCUAGCUUUAGUAGUAAUGGAAAAGUCGUAUGUGGUGCGAGUUCUUUGGAAGAUGAGGGAAAUCUUAGGCUCGAAAACGAUUGGUGGUUUGUUGGCUCCAGCGAGGUACCCGGACUUUCUACGAGUAAAGGAAGGAAAGUGAAGGCUGGGGAGGAAGUUUACUUCACGUUUCCAUUGAAGAGUAGUGGCUUGAGUCCGUUGGGGCCAGUUGGGAAAGGCUUCGGGAGAGGAAAGGCAGCUGCAGCUUGUUCAGAGAUUGUUAGAUUCUCUACCAAGAACUCCGGGGAGAUUGGUAGAAUACCCAAUGAAUGGGCACGUUGCCUGUUGCCUCUUGUGAGGGAUAAGAAGGUUAGAGUUGAAGGGAGGUGUAAAUCAGCUCCGGAUGUCUUGGGUAUAAUGGACAUUGUUGUCUUAUCUUUAAGUGUGUGUAUUAAUAGUUCCAUGUUCCAUAAGUAUCAGCAAACUUCACUCAAGGCAGCCAGCAAUUGCACCGACGAAUCUAUUGUUCAUCCUCUUCCAAGUUUGUUCCGGUUGCUUGGCCUAACACCUUUUAAGAAGGCAGAACUAUCUCCAACUGAUUUGUACACAAGGAAGCGACCUUUGGAGACAAAGGAUGGUUCUGGUCUUCAUACCCCAUUGUCAACUAAAAACAAGUUAAAGAAUCAAUCUCAAAAUGGAAAUGAGGUUGAAAAUGAGGAAUCUAUCUCUGAUGCUGAUCUUGACAAUAUUGUUGGUGUGGGAGACAACUCUGAGUUAGAGGAAAUGGACCCUCCUAGCAUCCUCCAGUGUGAGCUUCGGCCUUACCAAAAGCAGGCUCUCCACUGGAUGUUUCAGGUGGAGAAGGGAAGUUCCUUGGAUGAGGCAGCAACAACUUUGCACCCUUGUUGGGAAGCAUAUCGCUUAGCAGAUAAGAGAGAGCCUGUUAUCUACUUGAAUGCAUUUACUGGUGAUGCUACAAUAGAAUUCCCAAGCACACAUCAAAUGGCUAGAGGAGGAAUUCUGGCAGAUGCUAUGGGGCUUGGGAAGACAAUCAUGACAAUAUCCCUCCUAGUAACCCAUUCAGAAAGAGGUCGGCAAUCAGAUAGUCGAUGCCCGGAUCAGCCUUCUGAUCAAGGUGGUGAAGUCGUUGAUAUAUUUGGCCAAUCACCAAGUUCAUUGAAAAAUAUAAUGAAAUUUCCCAGCUUUGAUAAGUUAGCUAAGCAAAAAGACAAACUUGCCGAUGGUGGCAAUCUGAUUAUAUGUCCCAUGACACUUCUUAGCCAAUGGAAGGUAGAGAUCGAAACUCAUGCACAACCAGGGUCUUUGUCUUUGUACGUUCAUUAUGGCCAAAGUAGGCCAAAGGAUGCAAAAAUGCUUGCCCAGAAUGAUGUUGUAAUCACUACAUAUGGAGUUCUAGCUUCAGAAUUUUCAGUAGAGAACUCUGAAGAUAAUGGAGGAUUGUACUCGGUGCGUUGGUUCAGGAUUGUUCUUGAUGAAGCACAUACCAUAAAGUCUUCUAAAAGUCAAAUUUCCAUGGCUACCUCUGCUUUAGUUGCUGAUCGUCGCUGGUGUCUCACUGGGACUCCUAUCCAGAACAAGCUGGAGGAUAUAUACAGUCUUCUCCGCUUUUUGAAGGUUGAACCUUGGGGUAACUGGCCCUGGUGGAAUAAACUCAUCCAAAAACCAUUUGAGGAGGGUGAUGAGAGAGGGCUAAAGUUGGUUCAGUCAAUCUUAAAGCCAAUCAUGUUGAGGAGAACAAAGUGCAGCACAGAUCGACAUGGCAAGCCGAUUCUAGUUCUCCCUCCGGCUGAUGUCCAGGUGAUAUAUUGUGAGCUAACUGAAGCUGAAAAGGACUUCUAUGAAGCCCUGUUUAAAAGAUCGAAGGUGAAGUUUGACCAGUUUGUUGAACAAGGUCGCGUUCUUCAUAAUUAUGCCUCUAUUUUGGAGUUACUUCUCCGUCUACGUCAGUGUUGUGAUCACCCAUUUCUUGUGAUGAGCCGAGGAGAUACACAUGAAUACACAGAUCUUAAUAAGCUAGCUAAACGAUUCCUUAGAGGUGGGCAGAAUACAGUAGAAAGUGAAGCCAAGGAUCUACCUUCAAGGGCAUAUGUCCAGGAGGUGGUUGAAGAGCUGCGCAAGGGAGAACAAGGAGAGUGUCCAAUAUGUCUUGAAGCAUUUGAAGAUGCUGUACUAACACCAUGUGCUCACCGCCUAUGCCGUGAGUGUCUCUUAGCAAGUUGGCGGAAUGCAAAUUCUGGUUUAUGUCCUGUUUGUAGGAAAACUGUAAUGAGGCAAGAUCUUAUUACAGCCCCAACUGAAAGUCGGUUCCAGGUUGAUCUUGAGAAAAAUUGGGUGGAGUCAACUAAGGUUCAAGCUUUGUUGCAAGAGCUUGAAAAUCUUCGUUCAUCGGGCUCUAAGAGCAUUCUCUUCAGCCAAUGGACCGCAUUUUUGGACCUCUUGCAGAUUCCUCUUUCUAGGCACAACAUUCCCUUUCUUCGCCUAGAUGGGACUUUGAAUCAACAGCAGCGCGAAAAAGUAAUAAAACAGUUUUCAGAAGAUAGCAAAAUCAUGGUGUUGCUAAUGUCACUGAAAGCUGGCGGGGUUGGAAUAAAUCUAACAGCAGCCUCUAAUGCUUUUGUUUUGGAUCCAUGGUGGAAUCCAGCUGUAGAAGAACAAGCCGUAAUGCGCAUUCAUCGAAUUGGGCAGACUAAGAGAGUCGCAAUCAAACGGUUCAUUGUCAAGGGAACCGUGGAGGAAAGGAUGGAGGCAGUGCAAGCGCGGAAACAGAGGAUGAUUUCCGGUGCCUUAACCGAUGAAGAAGUUCGAACUGCGCGUCUUGAGGAACUCAAAAUGUUUUUUACUUGAUUUUUUCUUCUUCUUUAAAUUGUGUACCUGUAUGUUUUGCAUGAGAGAAUCAUAUAUAUUA
Hibiscus syriacus is the source of this 3386-nucleotide messenger RNA. Its product is annotated as DNA repair protein RAD5A. The record is from RefSeq and is a predicted model, not a curated record. The transcript is spliced from 20 exons. Gene Ontology annotation, molecular function: zinc ion binding; ATP binding; nucleic acid binding. The coding region runs from base 224 to 3325 and encodes 1033 amino acids. NCBI's taxonomy places the organism in Eukaryota, Viridiplantae, Streptophyta, Magnoliopsida, Malvales, Malvaceae.